UUUUUCUUCAUUCACUAAAAUUAGUGAUCUCCAUAUGUGGAGGUUGAAUAAAGUUCGUCAUAAAGCUGGUCGACAUCCGGAGAGUUUGGAGCAGCUCCGGCUGAAGAGACGAGAGCAGGAGAAAGAAUUGAGACAAGCCCGCAGGGACAAGCAGCUUGUGAGCAAGAGACUCCUGGUGAAUGAAGAUGAGGAGCCGCCAGAUGUUACCAUGGACACGACCUCAGGAGGAGAGGAUGUGGUCAGAUCGUUCCACAGGCUUCAGCACAGCGGACUGGACAAGGGAGCCCACUUGAAAUCCUUGAGUAAGGCUCUGCGAGACCCAUCAGCACAGCUCACCUUCAUAAAGCAGGAGAACGCCAUGCAUCUGCUGGUCGGCCUCCUCACCGGCUCGGACGCUCAGUGCCGUCUGCAGGCUGCACGGUGUCUUCACGAGCUGUCCCACUCUCCCCACCCCGGUGUGGCGGCCGCCUGUCUGCCCGCCACCCCCUACCUGCUCACCUACCUGUCGGGCCCCAGCACCAAGUUUACAGAGCUGUGUCUCUACACUCUCGGUAACAUUUGCCCAGACGGUGAUGCUGUGAAAGAGAAGCUCCUGGCUCAGGGAAUCAUUCCAGCUCUGGCUAACUGCAUGGAGAAUCAGAGACAUAACCUUGCCGUUGUGGAGGCUGUGGGCUUCACUCUCUCUCAGCUUCUCCAAACCAAAGAUGCUGCUGUGAAAGUCAUCCCGUUUGUCCUGUCCUCCAGCUUACUGCCACAGUUGCUGUCAGUCUUGACGCCUGACCCAAAGUUUGGCCUGGCUCCUGCCAUCGAGUGUGCGUGGUGCUUACACUACCUCACAUGCAGCUCUGCCGAUAAUAGAGAACUGUUGGCUCAAGGGGCGUUGCCGCGUUGCAGUUCCCUCUUGGUGUCACUAGGUGGUGCUGUGGCCGAAGGAAAGACGGAGGAAGGAUUAGAGCUGCUUGUCUGCCCACUGCUGAGGUGUGUUGGAAACUUACUGUCCUCCUGCCCACCGGAAGACCUGAGCGCUCAAGUGGGUGACGUUCAUCUCGUGGUUGCUCUGUGCGCUCUCCUCCAGUACUACCUGCACACGGAGCCAUCACUGGCCAGAGAGACCACCUGGGUCCUCAACAACCUCACAGCUCACUCUGUUGAGUUCUGCUCUGCCCUCCUGACUCUCAACUUGGUCCCAGGACUGAUCCAGCUCCUGUCUUUCUCUCAAGGAAUCAACACCAUGGUACUCAAUACUCUAGCAAAUGUUGCCCACAAGAAGAAGGAGUUCUGUGUGGAGCUGGCGCAGCUUGGACUGCUGUCUGCACUCAGCACCACGCUGAAAAUGGCCCAUCAAGACAUCGUGACCCUGAGUCUAGAUGUCCUGUACAUGAUGGUUCUGAGCAGCUCACAGGUAUCAGAGGAGUUUGUGAUACAAGGUGGGAUUUCACUGCUGGAAGCCAUUCAGUACAACGGUGAAAGAGAGAUGAGGCGAAGGGCUGCAUUCCUGCUGGAGAACCAUUUACUGCCCCCCCAGCAGUAGAUGGACGGGUGGAUGGAUGGAUGGAUGGAUGGAUGGAAAUUCACCUCACCCCUGUUGUGAUGCAGACUGAUGAGCAGGGGCAACGUCAAUUACGGGAAAACACAGGAUGAAUUGUUUGUUUUCACAUGAAAUGCCAUUUGGAAAACAAUGUAACCAUGAUAUGAUGAAUUUCAAUGUGAUGUAACGCACUGGUUUUAUUUAUUAUAUAUCUGAAGAUUUGGUACUUAAAUAUAUACAGUAUUUCCACAUGAACUUUUGCUCAUAUUUGUGUGUAUGUGAAACGCUGAAAAGGAGUUGUGUAUUAUCAAAGCACAUGUGAAAGUGGAAUCAGUGGUGCAUAUUGUGUGUAUUUAUUGGAUUCUCUAUGACUGACUUAGGUUUUUACAGUGCAGCGGUUUUGAUACUGCUACUUCUAUUUGUCAAUCAAUA
Messenger RNA from Salarias fasciatus (jewelled blenny), 1960 nucleotides. It is a transcript of the gene tmco6, whose product is annotated as transmembrane and coiled-coil domains 6. The coding region runs from base 35 to 1531 and encodes 498 amino acids. Lineage: Eukaryota; Metazoa; Chordata; Actinopteri; Blenniiformes; Blenniidae. The record is from RefSeq and is a predicted model, not a curated record. Gene Ontology annotation, molecular function: protein binding. The transcript is spliced from 14 exons.